Molecule: messenger RNA, 9809 nt
Organism: Phyllostomus hastatus (greater spear-nosed bat)
Lineage: Eukaryota; Metazoa; Chordata; Mammalia; Chiroptera; Phyllostomidae
Gene: NAV3
Product: neuron navigator 3
Exons: 40
Coding region: 405-7376 (2323 amino acids)
Biological process (GO): neurogenesis; nervous system development
Molecular function (GO): ATP hydrolysis activity; ATP binding; protein binding
Source: RefSeq, a predicted model, not a curated record
GUAACCUGAUCAAGUGGCUCUGUAUCGAAAACCUGAGGAUCUCCGCGGCCCGCCGGCUUGACCCUAGUCAGGUUUACAGAAACUGUGUAAUUAUUUAUGAAAAUGGAAAACUGUGAAGAAAGAAAAAGAUAGCAGUUGGAGUUAAAAUUCCUGGAGGAAUAUUUUGCUUUUGAGACAUCAGCAUUUAAAAACGAUAUGUUGAUUUGGAAAGUCCUGGGAGUAAAUUGCAAAAUUCAUUUUUUCCAUUCAAUCAAUGGAUUUUUAAUCAUUCCUUGGAGUCAAUGAAGUUCAGAGACGGUGUGUGAUGGGAAAUGUGACAUGCGGUCUCUUCCUAUGAUUGCAUCUUGGAUUAGUUUGCUGCUUUUUUGAAGAGAUUCCAUUUUGAAGGGUACGAACCUAAUGUGAUGGAUUUAUCUUCAGAGAUGAACAGACAUGGGAAGAAUCCAGUGAGUCACAAGCUAGAAGAUCAGAAGAAGAUUUACACCGACUGGGCCAACCACUACCUAGCAAAAUCGGGCCACAAGCGGCUGAUCAAGGACUUGCAACAAGACAUUGCAGAUGGAGUGCUGCUAGCCGAGAUCAUCCAGAUCAUCGCAAAUGAAAAAGUUGAAGAUAUCAAUGGAUGUCCUAGGAGUCAAUCUCAGAUGAUUGAGAAUGUUGACGUCUGCCUUAGUUUUCUAGCAGCCAGAGGAGUCAAUGUCCAAGGUCUAUCUGCCGAAGAAAUAAGAAAUGGAAACUUAAAAGCCAUUCUAGGGCUGUUUUUCAGUUUGUCUCGCUACAAGCAGCAACAACACCAUCAACAGCAGUAUUACCAGUCCUUGGUGGAACUUCAGCAGCGAGUCACUCACACCUCUCCUCCGGCAGAAGCCAGUCAGGCCAGAGCCCAGCAAGAUAUGCAGUCCAGUCUGGCAGCCAGAUAUGCACCUCAGUCUAAUCACAGUGGAAUUGCAACCAGUCAGAAAAAGCCUACUAGGCUUCCCGGGCCCUCCAGGGUGCCAGCUGCGAGCAGCAGCAGCAGCAAGGUCCAGGGAGCCUCCAACUUAAACAGGAGGAGUCAGAGCUUUAACAGCAUUGACAAAAACAAGCCUCCAGCAUAUGCAAAUGGCAAUGAAAAAGAUUCCUCUAAAGGACCUCAGCCAUCGUCAGGUGUAAAUGGCAACAUGCAGCCCCCCGGCCCUGCUGGGCAGCCCCCUGCCUCUGCCAUCCCUUCUCCGAGUGCCAGCAAGCCCUGGCGCAGCAAGUCCAUGAAUGUCAAGCACAGUGCCACCUCUACCAUGCUGACCGUGAAGCAGUCCAGUCCAGCCACGUCUCCCACGCCACCACCUGCAGACAGACUGAAGCCCCCUGCCUCAGAAGGGGUCAAAACAGCUCCCUCGGGACAGAAAUCCAUGCUUGAAAAAUUCAAGCUGGUCAAUGCCCGGACUGCUUUACGCCCCCCGCAGCCUCCCAGUUCAGGACCCAGCGAGGGUGGGAAGGACGACGAUGCCGUUUCUGAGCCUGGUGAAAUGGAAGGCUUUAGCAGUGGGCUAAACAGUGGUGGCUCAACAAAUAGCAGCCCCAAAGCAUCACCUAAAUUAGCCCCUCCAAAAGCUGGAAGCAAAAAUCUCAGCAAUAAAAAGUCUUUGCUACAGCCAAAGGAAAAAGAGGAAAAGAACAGGGACAAAAAUAAAGUUUGCACUGAAAAACCAGCCAAGGAUGAGAAGGAUCAGGUGACAGAGACCGCUCCAAAAAAGACUUCUAAAAUUGCAAGCUUGAUCCCAAAGGGCAGCAAGUCGACAGCGGCCAAGAAGGAAAGCUUAAUCCCAUCCUCCAGUGGGAUUCCAAAGCCAGGCUCAAAGGUGCCAGCAGCAAAACAAACCGUUUCACCGGGCAGCACAGCAAGCAAAGAGUCUGAAAAAUUCAGGACUGCCAAGGGAAGCCCUUCACAGUCCUUGCCUAAGCCCAUAACCACUGAGAAAGCAAGCACAUCAAAUUGCCCUGUUCCUACGGAAGGAAGGGAAGCCAGCCAAGCUUCUCCCCCUGGCCCCUGUGCUGGGUCAGUGGCGCAGGGCAGUGGGCAGACCACGGGAAAUGGUGCUGUCCACCUCCCUCAACAGCAGCAGCACAGCCACCCCAAUACGGCCACGGUGGCUCCAUUCAUUUACAGAGCACAUUCGGAAAAUGAAGGUACUUCUUUACCAUCUGCCGACUCCUGUACCAGUCCUACUAAGAUGGAUUUAUCAUACAGUAAGACUGCUAAGCAGUGCCUAGAGGAGAUAUCUGGUGAAGACCCUGAAACAAGGAGAAUGAGAACAGUCAAAAACAUAGCAGAUUUGAGGCAGAAUUUAGAAGAGACUAUGUCCAGUCUUCGAGGGACCCAGAUAAGCCACAGCACCCUGGAGACAACAUUUGACAGCACAGUGACAACAGAAGUGAAUGGAAGGACCAUACCCAACUUGACAAGCCGACCCACCCCCAUGACCUGGAGGCUGGGCCAGGCGUGUCCUCGACUGCAGGCUGGAGAUGCUCCCUCCCUGGGGGCCGGCUACCCCCGUAGCGGUACGAGUCGGUUCAUCCACACGGACCCCUCCAGGUUCAUGUACACAACGCCUCUUCGCCGAGCCGCCGUCUCUCGCCUGGGAAACAUGUCACAAAUUGACAUGAGUGAGAAAGCAAGCAGUGACCUGGACAUGUCUUCUGAAGUCGAUGUUGGCGGGUACAUGAGUGAUGGAGAUAUCCUCGGGAAGACUCUCAGGAUGGAUGACAUCAACAGUGGGUACAUGACAGAUGGAGGACUCAACCUGUAUACGAGAAGUCUGAACCGAAUGCCAGACACAGUGACUUCCAGGGACACCGUUCAGAGAGGGGUUCACGACGUGACAGUCGAUGCAGACAGCUGGGACGACAGCAGCUCCGUGAGCAGUGGUCUCAGUGACACCCUGGAUAACAUCAGCACCGACGACCUGAACACCACGUCCUCAGUCAGCUCUUACUCCAACAUCACUCUCCCUUCCAGGAAGAACACUCAGCUGAAGACAGAUUCAGAGAAACGUUGCGCCACUGAUGAGACGUGGGACAGUACUGAGGAGCUGAAAAAGACGGAGGAGGACUUUGACAGCCACGGGGAUGUCAGUGGCAAGUGGAAGGGAGUUUCCCAGGGACUUCCUGAAGACCCCGAGAAGGCGGGGCAGAAGGCCCCCUUGUGUGUCUCUCAGACUGGUUCCUGGAGGAGAGGCGUGUCUGCCCAGGGAGGGGCCCCAUCUAGGCAGAAAGCUGGGACCAGUGCCCUCAAGACCCCUGGGAAAACUGAUGAUACCAAAGCUUCUGAGAAAGGGAAAACUCCCCUGAAAGGAUCUUCUCUGCAGAGGUCUCCUUCAGAUGCAGGAAAAAGCAGCGGAGACGAGGGGAAAAAGCCUCCCUCGGGCAUUGGGAGAUCGACCGCCACCGGGUCUUUUGGGUUUAAGAAACCAAGCGGAGUCGGGUCGUCUGCCAUGAUCACGAGCAGUGGGGCGACCAUCACCAGUGGAUCGGCCACGCUGGGUAAAAUCCCCAAAUCUGCUGCCAUUGGUGGGAAGUCAAACACCGGGAGAAAAACCAGUUUGGAUGGUUCACAGAAUCAGGACGACGUGGGACUGCAUGUUAGUUCGAAGACCUCCCUGCAGUACCGCAGCUUGCCCCGCCCCUCCAAGUCCAGCACCAGUGGCAUUCCUGGCCGAGGCGGCCACAGGUCCAGCACCAGCAGCAUUGAUUCCAACGUCAGCAGCAAGUCAGCCGGCGCCACCACCUCGAAACUGAGAGAACCCACGAAAAUUGGGUCAGGGCGCUCCAGUCCUGUCACUGUCAACCAAACAGACAAGGAAAAGGAAAAAGUAGCAGUCUCAGAUUCAGAGAGUGUUUCUUUGUCAGGUUCCCCCAAAUCCAGCCCCACCUCUGCCAGUGCCUGCGGAACACAAGGGCUCAGGCAGCCAGGGUCCAAGUACCCUGACAUUGCCUCGCCUACAUUUCGAAGGUUGUUUGGUGCCAAGGCAGGUGGCAAAUCUGCCUCCGCACCUAAUACUGAGGGUGCGAAAUGCUCCUCAGCCAUGCCCAGCCCUAGCACCACAUUAGCGCGCCAAGGCAGUCUGGAGUCGCCGUCGUCUGGCACGGGCAGCAUGGGCAGUGCUGGCGGGCUGAGUGGCGGCAGCAGCCCUCUCUUCAAUAAACCCUCAGACCUAACUGCAGAUGUCAUAAGCUUAAGUCACUCAUUGGCAUCCAGCCCAGCAUCGGUUCACUCUUUCACGUCAGGUGGUCUCGUGUGGGCUGCCAAUCUGAGCAGUUCCUCUGCCGGCAGCAAGGACACUCCGAGUUACCAGUCUAUGACUAGCCUCCACACAAGUUCUGAGUCCAUUGACCUCCCCCUCAGCCACCAUGGCUCCCUGUCUGGACUGACCACAGGCACUCACGAGGUGCAGAGCCUGCUCAUGAGAACGGGUAGUGUGAGAUCUACUCUCUCAGAAAGCAUACAGCUUGACAGAAAUACACUACCCAGAAAGGGACUAAGAUACACCCCGUCAUCUCGGCAGGCCAGCCAGGAGGAGGGCAAAGAGUGGCUGCGCUCGCAUUCGACCGGAGGCCUGCAGGACACCGGCAGCCAGUCGCCUCUGCUCUCGCCUUCCGCCAUGUCAUCUUCUGCCACCGGAAAAUACCACUUCUCCAACUUGGUAAGCCCAACCAAUCUGUCUCAGUUUAACCUUCCUGGGCCCAGCAUGAUGCGCUCCAAUAGCAUCCCAGCCCAGGACUCUUCCUUCGAUCUCUACGAUGACUCCCAGCUCUGUGGGAGCGCCACGUCUUUGGAGGAGAGGCCACGUGCCAUCAGUCAUUCAGGCUCCUUUCGAGAUAGCAUGGAAGAAGUUCAUGGCUCUUCGUUGUCCCUGGUCUCCAGCACUUCUUCUCUUUACUCGACAGCCGAAGAAAAGGCUCAUUCAGAGCAAAUUCAUAAACUGCGGAGAGAGCUGGUCGCAUCACAGGAGAAAGUGGCUACCCUCACAUCUCAGCUUUCAGCAAAUGCUCACCUUGUAGCAGCUUUUGAAAAGAGCUUAGGGAAUAUGACUGGCCGACUGCAAAGUCUAACCAUGACAGCGGAACAAAAGGAGUCUGAACUCAUAGAACUAAGAGAAACCAUUGAAAUGCUGAAGGCCCAGAACUCUGCUGCCCAGGCAGCCAUUCAGGGAGCGCUGAAUGGUCCUGAUCACCCUCCCAAAGAUCUCCGCAUCCGAAGACAGCAUUCCUCUGAAAGCGUUUCUAGUAUCAACAGUGCCACCAGCCAUUCCAGUAUUGGCAGUGGCAAUGAUGCUGACUCCAAGAAAAAGAAAAAGAAAAAUUGGCUGAGAAGCUCAUUCAAACAAGCCUUCGGGAAGAAAAAGUCCACCAAGCCCCCUUCCUCACAUUCGGACAUUGAAGAGCUCACGGACUCGUCCCUGCCAGCCUCCCCCAAGUUGCCCCAUAAUGCUGGUGACUGUGGGUCGGCCUCCAUGAAGCCCUCGCAGUCUGCCUCGGCGUCACCCCUUGUCUGGCCACCAAAGAAACGGCAAAAUGGCCCUGUGAUCUACAAGCAUAGAUCCCGGAUCUGCGAAUGCACGGAGGCUGAGGCAGAGAUAAUUCUGCAGCUGAAGAGUGAGCUCAGAGAAAAGGAAUUAAAAUUAACAGAUAUCCGGCUGGAGGCCCUGAGCUCAGCUCAUCACCUGGACCAGAUCAGGGAAGCCAUGAACCGCAUGCAGAAUGAAAUUGAAAUACUCAAGGCUGAGAAUGACCGGUUGAAGGCAGAGACGGGUAACACAACGAAGCCCGCUCGGCCGCCCUCGGAGUCCGCAAGCAGCACCUCCUCCUCAUCCUCACGGCAGUCACUGGGGCUUUCUCUGAACAACCUGAACAUCGCAGAGUCUGUUACCUCAGAUAUUUUGCUAGAUGAUGCUGGUGAUGCAAACGGACAUAAAGAUGGACGCAGUGUGAAAAUUAGAGUCUCCAUCAGCAAGGGCUAUGGUCGAGCAAAGGAUCAGAAGUCUCAGGCAUAUUUGAUAGGAUCCAUCGGUGUUAGUGGGAAAACCAAGUGGGAUGUCUUAGAUGGUGUAAUUAGACGUCUCUUUAAGGAGUAUGUGUUCCGCAUUGACACGUCCUCCAGCCUCGGUCUGAGCUCCGACUGCAUCGCUAGCUACUGCGUCGGGGAUGCGGUUAGAUCCCACAGCCUAGAAGUGCCUGAGCUGCUGCCUUGUGGCUACCUUGUUGGAGACAAUAACAUCAUCACUGUGAAUCUGAAAGGGGUAGAAGAAAACAGUUUGGACAGUUUUGUUUUUGAUACGCUGAUUCCUAAACCAAUUACCCAGAGGUACUUUAACUUGUUGAUGGAGCAUCACAGAAUUAUACUCUCGGGACCCAGUGGUACUGGAAAGACCUAUUUAGCAAACAAACUCGCUGAAUAUGUAAUAGCAAAGUCUGGAAGGAAAAAAACAGAGGAUGCAAUUGCCACUUUUAAUGUGGACCACAAGUCAAGUAAGGAAUUGCAACAGUAUCUAGCUAGCCUGGCUGAACAGUGCAGUGCUGAUAAUAAUGGUGCCGAGCUUCCAGUUGUAAUAAUUCUCGAUAAUCUUCAUCAUGUGGGCUCUUUGAGUGAUAUCUUCAACGGUUUCCUCAACUGUAAAUACAACAAAUGUCCAUAUAUUAUUGGAACAAUGAAUCAGGGAGUUUCUUCAUCACCAAAUCUAGAGCUGCAUCACAAUUUCAGGUGGGUACUGUGUGCAAACCACACAGAACCAGUAAAAAGCUUUUUAGGCAGAUAUCUUCGAAGGAAGCUGAUAGAGGUAGAAAUCGAAAGGAACAUACGCAAUAAUGAUCUAGUCAAAAUUAUAGAUUGGAUUCCUAAGGCGUGGCAUCAUCUCAACAGUUUUUUGGAAACACACAGUUCUUCUGAUGUGACCAUUGGUCCCCGACUUUUCCUGUCUUGCCCCAUGGAUGUAGAAGGUUCUAGAGUGUGGUUCAUGGAUCUCUGGAACUAUUCUUUGGUCCCUUAUAUUUUGGAAGCAGUGAGAGAAGGUCUUCAGAUGUAUGGGAAACGAGCACCUUGGGAAGAUCCCUCAAAGUGGGUGCUGGAAACCUACCCCUGGAGCUCAGCCUCUCUGCCUCAGGGGGGCCCAGCAUUGCUUCAGCUGCGACCAGAAGAUGUUGGGUAUGAGGGUUGCAUCUCCACUAAGGAAGCCACAACCUCAAAGCACAUUCCACAGACUGACACGGAGGGGGACCCCCUGAUGAAUAUGCUAAUGAAACUCCAAGAAGCAGCCAAUUACUCGGGUACACAAAGCUGCGACAGCGAUAGCACCAGCCACCAUGAAGACAAUUUGGAUUCAUCUCUCGAAUCUACCCUCUAAUGGGGGAAAAGAGUUAGGGGGGAAGACUAUGCCUUUUAAAAAUGUUUAAAACACAAGAUAUUUUCACUAAACCACUGCCAGUAUGAAAGCACCUAUCAAGGGUCCUGACCCAGAGUCGUGGUCUCCAAGGAGGCAGAAGAACUAAGUCUGAACCACCAAGAUGUUAAAUGGAAAUGGAAGCUUAACUUUAUUUUACUUCUAGGCAUUUUUAUAUCUGUGGAGUGAUACAAAGCUCCGUUACACAACUGGAGAGGACCCUGGUGAUAGGCAGCUGAAUAGAUUGCACACAGGAUAGCCAAACUGGACUUUAUGAUUUUCCUCUUUAAAAGUUUACAAUACAGACCUUUUUUUGUCCCUUCAUUUUGUUUCCUCUGACAAGCUGUUCUCCCUGAGCAGGGUCCAUUCUUCUGAUCCGUUCAACCUCCUUUGUGCCACAUGGUGCUGGUCACAGGGCUCCAGUAGUGUUGUGUCGUGCGCUCACCCUAUUCCAAAAAGAAGCGGAGAGGCCAGCCCUCCGUAAGCACAAAUGGAAUUGUGCAACCUCCAGAAAACACUACUGGGGCGAGCUGGAGAAGUGCCAACUUAGUUCUCAACUGCCAUGUCCCCAUGACGUGCUCCACCAACUGUCUAGUAUCUGAGUCACCGGUUUUAUAAGGUUCUUUUUACCACCGUGGUCUUUGUAAGCCACCUGCCCACUCCCUUAACAAGAGUUUUAUACCAGUUAUUAGUCAACACUGAAAAAAGGCUUUUUUAGGGCUUUAAUUGUUUGAGCCUUUUCAGUGAAAGAAGGAGCAUUUCCUAUGGUGCUGUCUCACUGCCUUAAAACAGAUUUCUACAACAGUUUAACAGUCGGUUUAAGUCCUAAACCAUCAGUAAUUUCCACUGUCCUUUCAUUUACAACCAAGCAACACCAAUUAACACGGUAGCCUCAUCUCUAUAGAUAUUCUUUUGAAGAAAUGGAUAGGAGAAAGAUCAGUGUUUUUGCCUUGUGAGUAGUUUGCUUUGCCUAUCCUCCAAAAUACCCCUGUAACACAGAAACCCUCUUUGACUGUCACUUCACAGCUAAGACAUGUGGCUGAAUUCCAUCCAGGUCCAGGUGAGAGAGUUUCAGAAGGUGGGAGAGUUUGAAUUCUCAUCCAGCAGAGCUGGACGCACUAGAUGCAGCGUGAGCACAACCAUUUGGCUUUCCUCCCCAAUUCUUUUUUUAAUUAGUUUUGAGCAUGUUGUUUUGAUUGCUAUUGUUGUACGUGAGAAAUUCAGCAUUAUAGAACACUGCAGCAGUGACGUCACUGUGGAAGAGGAGGCGUUUAUACUGUAAAAGAAGGUUAGAUUUGCACAGUCUACUGGGUAGGUAUUGUAAAUAAUAAUUUUAAAAACUUGCACAAAUCAAAACAAACACAAAAAAUUGUAUGUUAUCCUGUUGGUGUUAAGAGGUGUUUCACUUGCUGAGAUUUCCUGUACGUUGCAAACAAACACAGAAUGCAACCCCUCGAAGCUGUUAUUACCUGGUGUGUUUGUCCCGUAUUCACAGUUGUUAUGACCAUGCAGGAGCUGUCAGUGCUAGCGUGAGCAUGCUUCCGAACCGGACAUGAGCCAGUACAUUUUUGGAAAAGUGAAAAUGUCCCAAAGUGCAUCUGUCAUGGCAGGCUUUAAAGAGAGUGUGUGAAAACCGAUCGAGGUCAUCGGAGAAGUUGCCAGCACACACAGAGGAAAGGUUUGCAGCUGAUGGAACCCAAGGGCUAGGCCAUGGUGUGGACUUGUCCUGUGCAUGUGAACCGUGUUACCUUCAGGAUGUGUACUUGGUGCUACUCUCUGCAACCACCAUGGGUCCUUGGCUCCGGAACAAAAACAACACAAGACAUCCGUGCAGUUUGAGAGUGUCACUGAGUCUCUAGGUUCCAUGUGGUGCUAUUGCCCUAAGGGAAAUCUGAACGGAGUUUACGCACAUAGAAUUGUCACCCUGACUUUGAAGCCUCAAACGUGGAUCGAAUCUGUUGUGAAACAUCGAUACAUGUAGCUGGAUGAGUGACUAGUUGCCCUUGUACAAUAUGUGAUCUGAGAACACCACUCAUCUUUCCCUGCCAUUUUGAGAAACAGCCCCAACACAAUCAUAAGCCAAUUCCUGCAGCACAUCCCAGUAGGUCCACCUAGUUUACAACUUAAACUAGUUUGUGAAACAUUUGUCUGUACACAUUUUAUAUUUUGUACAUUUUUGAUGUAACAUAUCAUGUAAAUAGGCAGAAACAGUGAAAUAAACCAUCUGAAAAGUUUUGUAGUCUUUGUAAAGCCCUGACAAUAAGUACUUGGUGUCAAUGGACUUAACUGGAUGAUGUAUUUUCUAUUGGUUUAUUGUUCCUUUAGCUUGUAAACCAGCUUGCAUAUAUUUUUUUGCCAAUGUGCACCCUGUAUCUGUCUAAAUUAUUACUUUGCCAU